This is a messenger RNA of Acanthoscelides obtectus, 904 nucleotides long. NCBI's taxonomy places the organism in Eukaryota, Metazoa, Arthropoda, Insecta, Coleoptera, Chrysomelidae. The record is from the annotation of a GenBank genome assembly.
GUGCAAAAUGGCAGCUAAAAAAAGAAAGUUUUCCCAAGAUUACGUUAAGUUUCGAGAUACCUUCAUAGAAAAGGACGAGUUACAAUUGCCUCAGUGUGUGUUAUGUAUGAAAGUUUUAAGUAAUGAUAGCAUGAGGCCCAAUCGCCUUGCAAGGCAUUCGAAGCAACAACAUCCUACUCUGGUUUUGAAGACGAUAAAGUUUUUUUCUUCUACAGCAGAAUCACUCAAGCGCAUGAGACUGGAUAAAUCGGUAAGUUAUCACACAGGUAUAUCGCCGCAUCUCAAAGCUUCAUUUGAAAUAGCUUUUAUGAUAGCAACGCAAAAGAACCCUCAUACUAUCGGUGAAAAACCAUGUGUCCUAAAAGCCACGCAGAUAAUUUUAGGAGGAGAUGCAGAACAAAAAAUGAACAGACAUAAAGUCACAAAUGAUUUUUUGCCAUUAGUUGCGAUGAAUCCACCGACAUCGUUAAUUGUGCAUAUUUAUGUUCGUUACAUCGGCGGAGAUAUCAUUCAAGAAGAGAUUUUGUACUCCCAAUCUUUGACAGCGGGUACUACAUCUGACGAUAUAUUUAAUUCCAUAUCAAAUUUUAUUGAAAAAAAUUAUUUGGGUUGGAAGAAACUCAUUGGACUUUGUACAGAUGGCGCAUCUGCAAUGAUAGGUGUACAAUCGGGCUUAGCUAAACAGCUCAAGGAAAAAAAAACCGCAAUGGAUCUCGAUUCUGAUCACAAAGUUCUUCUGUUCCAUACAGAAGUACGCUGGUUGUCCAAAGGCAACAUAUUGGCUCACCUUGAUGAAUUGAAAGAAGAGGUAAUUCUUUUUCUUGAGUUCAAAGAAAAACACGAUUUCUUGGCAAUGUUCAAAGAUGCCUUAUUUCAAUGGAGGUUGACAUAUUUAACUCCUUGA